CUCAGCGUGAGGUGAGACAACAUUGGAUAUGCCACCUAAUGACCGAGCCAUGUAUUUCGCUACCGGACGGUAACCUGCAGCUUCUCGCGGCAGUAUGGACACCCGUUACUGCUGAAGAUGUGCAACAGCUUCUGCCGUAUCAAUGUCUUGGCCGUUCCUUCAGGAGUCGACCAUGCAAGUGGCUUGCAGCCUCGUGCGGAGAUUAGAAGCCACCACUGGAAAGUCUCACCAGCAGAAUCCGGACCGGUAUGCAGAUCUGCUAAGCUAUUGCAACCCGCAAUAAGCUCCAAUUGGCAAGGCUGUGCUUUCACUAAGCGGUGUUGGCGAAAGAUCUCUCCGUCUUACUAUUCUCUUGUCCUUUUCUGCUACGGCGGGGUGUGCCAUUGGUCCCUAGCCUGCCACGCAGGUCCUUCUUUUCUUUGCGUGGUCUUAAGCUAAUAUCUCAAUCUUUCAUACUUCGUAGUCGUCAACAACGAAACAUCGCGCAGAAUGAUCCAGCGAGUACUCGUGGCCUGGGUCGCGGCCCUCGGCGCUGUAUACGCCCAGGAAACCGGCGCGAACAAUGCAUCCACGCCGACCGCUACCCAGGGCGAAAUCACUGUUCAUUAUGUCACGGUUGGCAAGCUCCAGAAUCAAUUCCAGCCCAACUCCAUCCUAGCCGUCCCAGGCGACAUUGUCUCCUUCCAAUUCUGGCCCGGCAACCAUUCGGUCAUCGAGGCAGCCUAUGGCUACCCUUGCAUCCCUAUCGCAGACGUAACCGGCCAAACGGGCUUCUACUCCGGAUGGCAGCCCACCAACGACACCACCGGUACCCAAACUGUUUAUAAUGUCACCGUCAACGACACGUCGCCCGUCUUCUACUACUGCGGAGCGCCUGGGUCGUGUAUUGGUUGGGGCAUGCUCGGCGUCAUCAAUCCAACUGCGCAGACUCCGCUGGAUACUCAGCUGGAGUUGGCGAAGCAGGCAAAUUAUAUGCUGGAGCCUGGAGAGAACCUCCCAAUUCAGGCGAAGAACUCACUGUCAUCGUUGGCGGCGACUGCCACCCCGUUCACGCUUACAGUAACUGCUACCAACUCCCUCGAGCCGACGACAACGUCCAGUCCGCCAACUUCGGCGACGGCGACAAGCUCACCGACAGCUUCCGCAGCGCCCUCUGCCGUUACGCUGUCCUCCGGAGCAAUCGCUGGCAUAGCAGUAGGCGCUGCCGCCGUCCUCGCACUGGCAGCGGCCCUCUUCUUCUUCCUCGGCCGCAACAAAGGGCUAAAGGACGAGUUGACACGACUUCGCGGCAACGCACCAGCCGGACCACAGAGCCCGUAUCCAAGUACAGGAGGCGCAACAUACCCGACAGGCAAUGAUGGGUGGAGGAGGCAUAGCGGCGGGCAACUACCGCCGUAUCAGCAGUCGCCGAUGGCGUACAAAUCGUCAACCACAGUCAGCGCGCUGGGCAUGUCGGAGGUGCUGGAUCAUCGGCGUUCGGGACCGAGGCUGCAUUCUAGGUUCUCGGAGACAUCGGAGUUGAGAGGAGAUGGGCCGCCUCGGGAGGAGACGGCGGUCCAUGAGAUGGGUGUGUCUCAGAGUCCCGGAAGUCCGAGAAGUCAAUGGGGAUGAUUGCAGUACCGUGCGCAUCGGGAUGUGUAAAUCUGCGCUGCCCAUGCAGCGACACCGCAUGAUCUACCGCUAGGCAUUGGCUAAGAUUUCGGAUUCUCAAUGGAAACUCGCGGCCAGAUCGAGGGGAGGUAUGCGAGUCAUAGACGAGUAGACCGGUCACUCAGUAGGCUGUAAGGACGCCUAACAAAAUGUGCCGCAUGGAAGCAGGGCUUCAGAGUGCUUGAUGCGUCGAGUGGAGGUCAGCACGAAUUAUAUCUCACUCACUUAGAAUAUCACCAACAAUCUGUUAUGAGGCUCCACAGAACAACGUGACCGUAGUGGUAUCAGAGCAUGC
Molecule: messenger RNA, 1945 nt
Organism: Baudoinia panamericana UAMH 10762
Lineage: Eukaryota; Fungi; Ascomycota; Dothideomycetes; Mycosphaerellales; Teratosphaeriaceae
Exons: 3
Coding region: 490-1611 (373 amino acids)
Source: RefSeq, a predicted model, not a curated record